Molecule: messenger RNA, 2605 nt
Organism: Ylistrum balloti
Lineage: Eukaryota; Metazoa; Mollusca; Bivalvia; Pectinida; Pectinidae
Exons: 8
Coding region: 16-2370 (784 amino acids)
Source: RefSeq, a predicted model, not a curated record
CAGGAAGCAAGGAUUAUGGUCGGAAGCAGCACAGGAAUGCGAGAGCAUGUAUCAUCAGUAUCAAAUGAACAACUGGAAGAGGCAAUAGCAGUCUUACAGACUUCACUAUAUGCUGACACUGACUUAGCGUUUCUCUCCCUGUGGGAUAUGGGUGGACACAUGUCGUUCCAGGCUUCACACAAUGUUUUUAUUUCGUCACAUGGCGUGUACUUACUAGUCUUCAGAUUGACCGAUUUUCUCAAAAAUAAGCUGGAAACGGUCCGCCUGAAAAAAUGGAUCAGAAUCAUUGGCACGUUUUCUUCGUGUCAACUGAAUGCACCACAAACGAGAACGCAUGCUCCUCCGAUAAUUUUCGUCGGUACAUUUUUGGAUAAAUUGAAGGAAAACGAGGAUUACAACAAACAGAUAGAUACGAUACGGUCAAGUAUCUCAAAAUUCCCUGAACUUUCAGCACACCGAUUUGUCAAGUUCUGUACAGUCGACAACAGCCUCGGCGAUGAAGAUAAUGACCUAGAAAUAGUAAGAGAUUUUAUCACAGAGGCAUCUGUUCAUCAGGAUCAGUGGGACAGACAAAUCCCUACAACGUGGUUAAAACUCGAGAUGGACCUACUUCAAUUAAGAGAGAAAGGAACAAGGAUACUCACAAUGGAAGAGAUCAUCGAGAUGAACAAAUCAUCUCCAGCGCCAUUGUCCGAUGUUGAGAUCAAAUUUGCCUUGGAAUACCUUCACUGCACGAGGUCAGUUAUAUAUUUUCGGGAGUUUGACUACGUCAUCAACGACCCCCAGUGGCUUGCCGAUUUCUUCAGUAUCCUGAUUACCGAUGACCAAUUUCUCACUGAAGGCGACCUCUUAAUGGCCAGGGACCAGGAACUGUACAAAACAAAGGGCGAGUUGACACAGGAACUGAUUGAAGACCUUUUACGUCUGGAGAAGAACCAAGCUUUCAUUCCACAUAAAUCCAUUCUUCUGGCGCUGAUGGAAAAAUUUGGAUUGAUAGUGAAAAUGCAGAUGUCAGGAUCCGAAUCUGAACAUCGACGGUUCAGUGAGACGUAUACAAUCCCCAGCAAACUUAUGGAACUGCAGAACAUCGAUGUAAUAACCAGAGAGGUCACCAGCCUUAAGAGACAGUUUGUUGUUUCUAAAGCGUUAUGCUUAGUAUUCAACGAUGUCUAUGUACCUGAUGAGUUGUUUCACAGAAUCUUCGCCGAAAUCCUCAGGACGUACACAUCAACAUUUUUGUCAACACAAAGCCUCGAAACAACGACUGAAAUGGAUCAGAUGAGACCAGGAAGCGGUAACGCGUAUCUUUAUAGAGGUUUCGGUUGUUUCGAGAUUAACGACCUCUGCGGAAUUAUUCUGUCUAUGCAGCCUGAGAGGUCCACCAUUGCCGUGACAGUAUUCAGCCGAACGGAAACCGUUCUUCCCGAAGGAUGCGGCAAACUUGUCAAGGUCUCGAUCGAAAGGAUUCUUCGUGACGCUUUAGAAAUGAGUAACCAGCAACACUUUCAGCAUACAUACAAACUACACUGCAACUUCUUCCUGGGUCCAUAUGACACCCCUGUAGAUCUGUACGGCGUCACCCACUCAGAAAGGGGCGUUCCAUGUAAAGGGGUAGAGUGUCUAGGGCAACACCUUCUGUCAAGAAUAGACGCCAAAUUUUGGGAUAUCACACAGGAUUCCGCACGAGUUCCAGUGCAUAGGUCGAUAAGUGAACCGGCAAAUGAGGACACAACGUUUCCUGACAGAAGGCCAACGCCGCGGGAACUUGGUCGUCUGUCCCGUCUAGUAAGCGCCUCGUCAUAUCAGCUGUUGUUUGUAGAGCUUGGUGUUUCUAUACCAGAAAUCGAUCACGCUAAGAAUGAUUUGUUAAGCUUAUCGACAGUAACUCUGAUCACCAAACUGUUUCUGAAUUGGUCCAAUGCCUACCCGAAUCAGACGUUUCAACACAUCACACAGGCUAUGAAGAACGUUGGCAUGGCAACUGACCGGGUUGUUGAAAUGGUCGAAACGGAAGCGGAACCACCAGGUGAAGUACCAUCAGAGGUUUUGGGUAGAUCUCCAACUGAUUCAGAAAUCCAACAAAUCAUCAACUACAUCGAUAAAGCGUUCUACAACCUCUACUUAGAGAUCGGAUUAUCACCUCCAAUCAUAGAGCAGCAAAUGGUAAACUAUCACCAAAACGUCAGAGGAGUGAUGACAGCUCUUCUUCACUGUUGGAGAGAUACUUUCCAAGAGGAGGCAACUAUAGGCAGAUUGUUGACAGCGAUGAAAAUGUGUGGGAUGGACUGGUAUACAACAGCAAAGAUCUGGCCAAGAUGUCAGGGAGAAGUUGUUACUAGACCAAAAAAAAAAAAAUCAAGAAAAACGUAAAUGUUCAGUCAUGUGACAUGAUAUACUGAAAAAAAACAAAACACAUCAGUACGGAUCAACACGAGUAAUCUAUUCAAUUUUUUAAGUUAAUUGAUGAAUCAAAUCCAGGGAACAUUUCUAAUUAUAGUAAUUACCGUACGGCCUGUGGGAUAUUAUGUGUUUUCUUGUAAACAUUAGGAAAAUUUCUCGAAAGGUAAAACUCUUAACUUCUCUGAAAGUAAACAGAAUAUAUGUU